Geodia barretti is the source of this 543-nucleotide messenger RNA. Lineage: Eukaryota; Metazoa; Porifera; Demospongiae; Tetractinellida; Geodiidae. The record is from the annotation of a GenBank genome assembly.
AUGGGCGGCCGCAUAACCCGCGACGACGUCCUCAAGCACCUGGAAACCCGUGACGUGGCUGCCUCGGUGGUGGCCGUCCAGCCGGCGGCCCCGACGGCACAAACCCAGCCAGCCGACGGCAACGACGAAGAGCACAUCCCCCUGACCCCGGUGCGCCGCAUGAUUGCCGAGGCCAUGGUACGCAGCGUGUCCCAGAUACCCCACGCCUGGAGCACCGUCGAGGUGGACGUUUCCAGCCUGGUCGCCACCCGCGCUGCCGUGCGCGAGGCCUUCCGCCAGCGCGAGGGCGUGGACCUGACCUAUUUGCCCUUCGUCAUUCGGGCCCUGGUGGAAACCCUCAAGGAGAACCCAACGUUCAACGCCACUUGGGGCGGCGACAAGAUUACCCUGAAGAAGCGCCUUAAUAUCGGCCUGGCCGUGGCCGCGCCCAACGGACUGGUGGUGCCGGUCAUUCACAACGCCGACCGCCUCAGCCUCUCCGGCCUGGCCCACGCUGUCGCCGACCUGACCCAGCGAGCCCCGCGACAACAAGCUGACCAUUGA